Molecule: messenger RNA, 3192 nt
Organism: Oryctolagus cuniculus (rabbit)
Lineage: Eukaryota; Metazoa; Chordata; Mammalia; Lagomorpha; Leporidae
Source: RefSeq, a predicted model, not a curated record
GUGAGGAGGGGAAGUUCCUCUUUUCUUCCCGAGCACACAGGAGGCCUGCUCCCCUGGGACUGAGGAGCUGGCGCCAAGCUACCCUGGCAAGAGCGCCCCUCCAGGAAGCAUGAACAGGAAAGACAGCAAGAGGAAGUCUCACCAGGAAUGCACCGGGAAGCCAGGGGGGCGGGGUCACCCCCGCCCCGCCCGCCGCCACAAGACGUGCCCGAGCCCGCGGGAGAUCAGCAAGGUCAUGGCUUCCCUGCAUCUGGGCAUACUGAGUGAGGGUGGCUGCAGCGAGGAGGAGCUGCUGGAGCAAUGCAUCCAGUGCUUCGACUCAGCGGGCAGCCUGCGCCGCGGAGACCACGUUCUCAACAUGGCGCUGGCCAUGCACAGCUGGGUGCUGCCUUCCGCCGACCUUGCUGCCCGGCUGCUGACCUCGUACCAGAAGGCCACAGGGGACACACAGGAGCUGAGGCGGCUACAGAUCUGUCACCUGGUCAGGUACUGGCUGGCCCAGCACCCAGAGGCACUGCACCAAGAACCCCAUCUGGAAGAGGUUAUCAGCCGUUUCUGGGCCACAGUGGCCCGGGAUGGCAACUCGGCCCAGAGGAGCCUGCGAGACUCCAACCUCCUGAGCCCUGGUGGUCCCGGCCCCCCGCCGCCCAUGAACAGCCCAGGCCUGAGCAAAAAGCGCAAAGUAUCCUUGCUCUUCGACCACCUGGAGGCCAGGGAGCUGGCCCAGCACCUCACCUACCUGGAGUUCCGCUCCUUCCAGGCCAUCACGCCCCAGGACCUGCGGGACUACGUUUUGCAGGGCUCGGUGCGGGGCUGCCCGGCCCUGGAGGGGUCCGUGGCUUUCAGCAACAGCGUGUCCCGCUGGGUGCAGGUCAUGGUGCUGAGCCGCCCCGGGCCCGCGCAGCGCGCGCAGGUGUUGGACAAGUUCAUCCAGGUGGCACAGUGGCUCCGCCAGCUGCAGAACUUCAACACCCUGAUGGCAGUCACGGGGGGCCUGUGUCACAGCGCCAUCUCCAGACUCAAGGACUCCCACACCCACUUGAGCCCGGACAGCACCAAGGCCCUGCUGGAGCUGACCGAGCUCCUCUCCUCCCGCAACAAUUACGCCCAUUACCGCCGCACCUGGGUCGACUGCCGAGGCUUCCGGCUGCCCAUACUGGGUGUGCACCUCAAGGACCUGGUGUCCCUGCACGAGGCACAGCCCGACAGGUUGCCUGACGGCCGUCUGCACCUGCACAAACUGAACAGCCUCUACCUGCGGCUGCAAGAGCUGGCAGCCCUCCAGGGGCAGCGUCCGCCCUACAGUGCCAACGAGGACCUUUUGCACCUGCUCACGCUUUCCCUGGAUCUCUUCUACACGGAAGACGAGAUCUACGAGCUUUCUUAUGCCCGGGAGCCCCGCUGUCCCAAGAAUCUGCCACCCUCCCCCUUCAAAGCACCCCUGGUGGUGGAGUGGGCCCCUGGUGUGAUGCCCAAGCCAGACAAGGCCACUCUGGGACGGCACGUGGAGCAGCUGGUGGAGGUAAGCAGGGGACUGCGGGCUGGCCGUGGGGGUCUGGGAGGGAAGACUUCCAUCUGUAUAGCCCUGCACCUGGAGGAGGGGAGCGGAGGCCCUGGAAAACUUGGCCUUGGUCUGCCCUCCCGUGCCCUUGCGAAGUCUGUGUUCAAGAACUAUGACCCCGAAGGCCGAGGAACCAUCUCUCAGGAGGACUUUGAGCGGCUCUCAGGCAACUUCCCCUUUGCCUGCCAUGGCCUUCACCCACCUCCCUGCCAAGGGAGUGGCUCCUUCAGCAGAGAGGAGCUGACCGGGUACCUGCUCCGGGCCAGCGCCAUCUGCGCCAAGCUGGGCCUGGCCUUCCUGCACACCUUCCACGAGGUCACCUUCCGCAGGCCCACCUUCUGUGACAGCUGCAGCGGCUUCCUCUGGGGUGUCAUCAAGCAAGGCUACCGCUGUCGGGACUGCGGGCUGUGUUGCCACAAACACUGCAGGGACCAAGUGAAAGUGGAGUGCAAGAAGAGGCCAGGAGCCAAGGGCGAUGUGGGGCCCCCAGGGGCCCCUGUCCCACCCACCUCAGUCCCCCAUGCCAGCUGUGGUUCAGAGGAAAAUCUCUCCUACACGCUUUCCCUGGAAGCCGAGACUGGGUGCCACUUUCGCCACGCCUGGACCCAGACGGAGUCCCCACACCCGUCCUGGGACCCAGAGACGGGGACGACCCCGCCGGCCACCCCAUCACCCAAGCCGGACCCCUAGAUGAUGCCGCCGGAGCCCCCACCGUCCGGCCUCCUCCCUACGCUGCCUUUGAUGAAGGGUCCGUCACCUCUCACCCCAAAGAGAGCUCCUUGCUCCCUUCCUUCGCGUCCCAGUGGCUGUUCCGCAAGCUCCCUUUUCCUGUGCGGCCCCGUGCUGGCACACGCACACUCGGGCGUCUCCCCAGCUCUCCGUUUCACAGACGUGGAGGCCGAGGCUGCUGCCCCAGGUGGGCAGAACUCCCGAGGGUUGGAGGCAGCACUCAGACUCAGGCCCUCCGACCGCCUCCAAACCAGAAGCUCCGGACAAGCACGCCACACUGAGGGCAGCGGGGCCACAAGGGGCUGGCAUAUCCCGAGUGGGAGGGGGAGGGGACAGGGCAGGGAGCCCUGGACGCCGGAGUCCAGUCACACCCCUGCCUGCAGCUCCGUCGCACUCAGGGGAGAAGCCAAGUCCUCCCCGUGGCCCGCAACGCCCCUCUCCAUCUGCCCCCGUCACCUCUGACCUCGCCUCCCAGCCCCUCCCCACCGCACUCAUCCUGCUUCAGCUACACUGGCCUUGACGCCCUCUGAACAUGCCAAGAACACUCCUACCUCAGGGCCUUUGCACUGGCUGUUCCCGCUGCCCGGAACACACUUCCCUAGAGGCUCACACAGCUCCCUUUGGGAUUCUGCUCCAGGGACACCUUCUCGGUGAGGCCUCCCCUGACCACACUCCCCCCACCCCCACCCCAGCCCACUCCAGUUCCAAUCCCGCCUGGCCGCUUCACUGUACGUGCCUGCCCUGACAAACCGCGCGUUCCACCUGCUCGGCCCCUCCUGCCCAGACGUCACAAGCAGAGAGCGGGGACUCCCAUGUGUUUGGCUGCCGAGUCCUCCGUGCCUAGAGCGGGGCUGGCACAGGGUGCACCCCUGCGGAACGUCUGAGGAGCCCUGCCCACGCCC